ACUCCUGGUGUUCUUCUAGUGUGGGCUAUUAGAACAUUUUAUUCUAUCCUAAGGAGGAAUGAGUGACAGACCUGAUACAAGAGUCCGAGGCAAGUGUGGUCCUCUGUGCAAGUGUGAAUCCAUCAUGGUGGCAUGCAAAGGAGUCUGGACACAACCGUUUUGGAAAGCAGUCGUUGGGGAGUUUCUGGCUAUGUUCAUAUUUGUCCUUUUGAGUCUUGGAUCAACUAUUAACUGGAGUCCAAAGGAAAAUCGUCAACCAGCAGACCUGGUCCUUAUAUCACUUUGCUUUGGACUUAGCAUUGCGACCCUAGUUCAAUGUUUUGGACAUAUUAGUGGAGGUCACAUUAAUCCAGCAGUUACUCUUGCAAUGGUGUGCAUGAGGAAGAUCAGCAUCGCAAAGUCAGCUUUUUACAUUGUUGCACAGUGUUUGGGAUCUAUUGCAGGAGCAGGAAUUCUCUACGUUGUUACCCCAUCAGAAGUUGCUGGCAAUUUGGGCAUUACCAAAGUGAAUGAGAUGAUUUCCCCUGGUCAUGGACUCCUUGUUGAACUCGUAAUAACCUUCCAACUGCUCUUUACAAUCUGUGCAAGCUGUGAUGGAAAGCGCAAUGAUAUCACCGGGGCUGUAGCAUUAGCCAUUGGAUUUUCUGUGGCCAUAGGGCAUUUAUUUGCUCUCAAUUAUACAGGAGCCAGCAUGAAUCCAGCUAGAUCUUUUGGACCAGCUGUCAUUAUGAACAUAUGGGAACACCAUUGGGUGUACUGGGUCGGUCCAGUGGCAGGAGCAGUCCUGGCAGGUGCUCUCUAUGAAUAUGUGUUCUGUCCAGAUGUUGAACUCAAGAAUCGCUUAAAGGAGGUCUUAAAUAAGGCAACCCAAUCAUCCAAAGGGAAAUACAGUGAAGUAGAAGAAAGCAAAAGUCAGAUAGGAUCAGAUGAACUAUUCCUAAAACCUGGGAUUGUCCAUGUUUUAGAAGAAAAAAAAGUUAAGGAUACCUCUGGUGAGGUGUUAUCUUCUGUAUGACUAGAACCAGAAGCCAGAGAAAAGCCUUUACCAUCAACAUUUUUUUCAAUCAAGGAAACCGAUAUAUUAUAAAGCAACUGUAUUAACAAAAAUACCUAUAUCAUUCAGUACAAAGUACAACACAGCUUAAAUCUACCACAGUGUAAAAACUACUACUAUAUAAGACACGCACGUAAUCUUUGGAUGCUGUCCUCUUGGCAAAUCUGCGGUAAAUAAGAGUGAUCCUUAAUUUAACAAGAAGUCAAUAUUGAGCCUCCAAUCUGCCCGUUUAGCAUCUAGAUUGACAGUGCACAUUAGUUUCAAGUACCCACUGGCAAAUUCAAACAAAUGGUUUUUCCUCUGGCAUAUAAUUGGUUGUUGUCACCGCUGAUUAAGAGAUCCCCUAUUUAAUCACUAUCUGUAGAGAAGCAAAUGCGCAACAAAGCUAACUCCUAAGAUGAAAUAUAAUUAUUACAAUCUUUUUUGUAUUUUGAAAAACUAUAUAUCUUUUUUUCACACUUUAUGUUUAUUAUAGUAAACUUCUGAGAAAGUACUUUACCGAUGAAGAAGCAGUUUGCGAAAACAUCAAAUGGCUUGAGGAAGAAAAAAAUCUUUAAGCACCAUUCUUUUCCUGUCCAUGUCUUUUUUCCUUUGUUUGAUUUGUUGAAUGACUAGUAAUUUAUCAGGACCAUACGAAAAUAAAAGGUCUGAAACGCACUCUAAAAAUAGACAAAGGCCUUACUAUUAGUUUGAGAAAUGCACUUUUAUUGUAUGAUGUAGAGAAAGCAUAUUACUUUAGUCUUUAAUUAUUCAAGUGUUUGGUAGAAUACGUUUAGGUAAAGUUGCCUCUCCAUACCAGUUUAAUACCAUCAAACCUAACACAGUUACCUUGUACAGUAUUUUAAUAUGAAGCCUCAUAACUGCUCAGCUGUUUCAAGCACCCAUGCACAUACUGAAACAUAUAAAAUAUAUAAUUUGAUCCCCCCCAAAAAAACUAAAUUUUUACUCAAUUAUGUUCCAUUCUCUAUUAAAAUAUAUCUUGCUUGAACAGUUACGAUAUAUCUAAUGUUAAUCUGUUUUUCCUUAGUGCUAACAGCAGCAAAAUAAUAGGAUAAUUCUGCUCAUGUGAACUGGUAGGACAGAUGGAAUUGAAUGAGUAACUAAUAAAACAAUGUGCACUCUCUACUAUAAAGGUGGCAAGCAUCCUACCCCAGUCUGUAUUUAUAAAGAUAGAUAAAAAUAAUAAUACGAGGGAUACUUGUGCAGCUUCCAUUACAUCCUAUCAGCAGUACAAUGGAGAUAUAUCAAGAGGUAACCCCAGAGGGAGGGUCCUCUUGAGUACCAUAACUCAGAACUGACCAACCAAAGGCAGUCCUUUCUGAAUUCGAGAAAUUCAACCUAUAAUGAUUGAUAAAGGAGAAGUGGGAGCUCCAUGAGACUGCACAACAAAUUUAGUUCAGAUAAAUCAAACUUUUCACUGCCCAGAAAGUAGCUACUGCAUGGGAGGAAUGGCUCUAGCAAAGGUAGGAGGAUCCAGAUUUUGAUAUAAAAAGGCUACUCUGAUUGCCUCUUUCAUCCAUCUACCUAUAACUGGUUUACCUGGCCUUCAGGCCUUUUUUAGGAGCAGAAAAAAUAAAUAAAGAUAUUCUCAUCAUUCUUGGAGGAACAGGACCUAUGAAGAUACAUUUUUAAACAUCUAGGGAUGUCCAGAGAGUGUAAUUUCUUCUUCCAGAGAAUAAUCCAGAAAACACACUAGGAGAGACAUGACCUGGUUUAUAUUCUCAAUGUAAGGAAUCUUAGAAAAGAAGGUAGUUACUGUAAGUAUCUUAAUUAGAUCUAUCUGCGAGGUAGGUCAUAUGUGGUUCAAAGGCCGAGAAGGCCUGAAGCUCCAUAAUCCUCUUAGCUGAUGUAGCCAGAAAAAUGCAACCUAGCAAGAUAGAAAAUUUAUAUUCCCUCCUCCAACAGCUGAAAUGGGUAAACGCGCAGGACCCUAAGGACCACUAAGAAAUCCCACUGUGGGAACUGAGUGUAAAGCCACCGAUUUCACACUUGAGGCCCCUUCCUAUUAAAAAUAAAAGUAAAGUAAAGGUGGACCAUCUGUUUCUGCCCAUUAUGACAGAAAAAAAACACACUGUGGUGGGGUGUUAGCAGCCUUUAUAGUGUAGGGCAGCUGUUUUUUUGUAAUGUAUCUAUCCAUAAAAUCUGAAAUAUUCCAGUUUUCACACUACCAACUGGAGAACACGCAAUAUGCUGACAGAUCCUAUUCUCUGCAGCUUACCACUCACCUUUGCUGUGUAGGUUGAGACAGACCCAGACAGAGAGCAGAAAAUUGAAUAACAGAUAAAGGCUCUAUUUUAACUUUGGAGGCUUAUAUUAGAUAGUAUAGCAACCUUAUACACACAGAUAAGGUUCUAUAUACAGUAGCUAUAACCCUCUUUGGUUACUUGGGCAAAAGGCAAGCACAAUGUAUACUCAUAGAGCAGGGAUCAGCACUCCAGCUGUGGUGAAACUACAACUCCCAGCAUGCACACUUGAUUGGCUGUUCUCAGAACUUCAAUAGAAGAGAAUGGAGAAUUCCGGGAGUUGUAGUUUCACAACAGCUAGAGUGCCAGAGGUUGCUGACCCCUGUCAUAGAGUAUAUAAAGUCAUUGUAUUCAUGUCGAUUUUAGCUUACUUUUCCAAUACUUCAUAAAAAUGAUAUUUAAUUUACAAGACAUAACCAGUUUUCUCCAUAUGUCAGUGUGUAGACUGUGAAAGGGAUCCAGACUCCAAACUAUCAUGACUCUGCAGGUAGUUUUCUGAAACGCAACAAAAUCAGAUGCCGUCCUGGUUAGGAUUAUGUGGAAUGGAGUGACCGUUUAAGAUAACUAUUUUACAAAAUCGUAUAUAUGUGAACUGUGAUGAAUUACCAAAUGUGGAGAACAUCAGAAAUGUCACUUAUUAGCUAAAACAAUCUUACAAUUCUCUUUUUCUAGAUAUUGUACAGUAAUCACCCACUUACAGUAUAUGUAUAUUAUCUAAUAAACUUACAAUUUAUUAACGCCGCA
Messenger RNA from Bufo gargarizans (Asiatic toad), 4041 nucleotides. It is a transcript of the gene AQP4, whose product is annotated as aquaporin 4. The transcript has 5 exons. Gene Ontology annotation, biological process: transmembrane transport. Gene Ontology annotation, cellular component: plasma membrane; basolateral plasma membrane. The record is from RefSeq and is a predicted model, not a curated record. Lineage: Eukaryota; Metazoa; Chordata; Amphibia; Anura; Bufonidae. Bases 59 to 1015 code for a protein of 318 amino acids. Gene Ontology annotation, molecular function: water channel activity.